AACAACAAGCGUCCGUGGCCCUCGAAUCAGUUUUGUGUUCCAAGGCACCCUAGCAGUCGGUGUGUUUUGUUUAAGCGUAUAAAACAAUUCCCUUUUCCCUUAUUUCGCUGGCAUUUCUGCCGGCAGUUUGAGUUGAACGCAGCCAUGGCAGGGGACGGAACCGACCAGCGGGCUCUACAGUAUGAGCAAACUUUGAUGUAUGGCAGGUACACUCAGGAGCUGGGUGACUACGCUAAAGAGGAGGCGGCACGUCUGCGGGAGGAGGGGGGUCUACGGCGAUCCGUCUCUGAGAGGAGCCGCUCUCUGGAGCUGCUGGAGUACGACAAGGGCCGCUGCGCCAAGUGCCGGAGGUAUCCCUACGCCCUGGAGCCUCCUCAGGACUUUGUAUCUGUCUGCACCGUCCGCUGUCAGAAGUUCCUCAUCUCACGCGUGGGCGAAGACUGGAUCUUCCUCAUCCUCCUGGGCCUGGUCAUGGCGCUAGUCAGCUGGGUGGUUGAUUUCGCCAUCGCCAUCUGCCUGCAAGCGCAGAAGUGGAUGCACGGCGGGUUGGACAGUAACGUGUUCCUGCAGUACCUGGCCUGGGUCACCUACCCUGUCGUCCUCAUCACCUUCUCCGCCGGGUUUACGCAGAUACUGGCUCCGCAGGCUGUGGGCUCGGGAAUCCCGGAGAUGAAGACCAUUCUCCGGGGUGUGGUGCUCAAAGAAUACCUCACCUUCAAAACCUUCGUGGCCAAAGUCAUUGGUCUGACCUGUGCCCUGGGCAGCGGAAUGCCUCUGGGCAAAGAGGGCCCGUUUGUCCACAUCGCCAGUCUGUGUGCGGCGCUGCUGAGCAAGUUCAUGUCUCUGUUUGGUGGGAUCUAUGAGAACGAGUCGCGGAACAUCGAGAUGCUGGCGGCCGCCUGUGCCGUCGGAGUCGGGUGCUGCUUCGCCGCCCCCAUCGGAGGUGUUCUCUUCAGUAUUGAGGUAACCUCCACCUUCUUUGCUGUGAGGAACUACUGGAGAGGGUUUUUUGCUGCAACAUUCAGUGCCUUCAUCUUCCGAGUUCUGGCCGUGUGGAACAGAGAUGAGGAGACCAUCACCGCUCUUUUCAAAACGCGCUUCCGCCUCGACUUCCCCUUUGACCUUCAGGAGCUGCCCGCCUUUGCUGUGAUUGGGAUUGCCAGUGGUUUUGGGGGGGCCCUCUUCGUGUACCUGAACAGGCUGAUAGUUCAAUUCAUCCGGAACCAGAAAGCCAUCAACAAGUUCCUGAUGAAGAAACGGCUGCUGUACCCUGCCCUGGUCACCCUGCUGGUGUCUACCAUGACCUUUCCUCCCGGGUUUGGGCAGUUCAUGGCCGGAAGGCUCACGCAGAAAGAGUCACUGGUGACUCUGCUGGACAACCGCACCUGGGCCAAACAGGGCAUCGCCGAGGAGUUUGACUACAUCGGCCACUCCGAGGCUUGGAAACACCCGCACAUCAACAUCUUCGUCACCCUGGUCAUCUUCAUAGUCAUGAAGUUCUGGAUGUCUGCGCUGGCCACCACUAUCCCAGUGCCCUGCGGAGCCUUCAUGCCCGUGUUCGUCAUCGGGGCAGCGUUUGGGCGUCUCGUGGGGGAGAGCAUGGCCGCCUGGUUCCCUGAUGGCAUUCACUCCGAUGGCAAAAUCUACCCCAUAGUACCUGGCGGGUACGCCGUCGUGGGUGCGGCCGCCCUGUCGGGGGCGGUCACCCACACGGUCUCGACCGCGGUCAUCGUGUUCGAGCUGACCGGGCAGAUCUCCCACAUCCUGCCGGUGAUGAUCGCGGUCAUCCUGGCCAACGCCGUGGCCCAGAGCCUGCAGCCCUCCCUGUACGACUCCAUCAUCCGAAUCAAGAAGCUGCCCUACCUCCCCGAGCUGGGCUGGGGCCACCACGAGAAGUAUAACAUCCGCGUGGAGGACAUCAUGGUGCGUGACGUGCGCUACAUCACGCUAAACUGCUGCUACAGGGACCUCCACGACGUGCUCCUGACCGGCCACCUCAAGACCCUGGCCCUGGUGGAGGCCGGAGACUCGAUGAUCCUGCUGGGCUCCAUCGAGCGCUCUCAGCUGCAGUCUCUGCUGUCGCAGCAGCUGGGCCGUCCUCGCAGGCUGGAGUACGUGCGCGAGCGCGCUCAGGCCAUAAAGAAGCGCCUCUCCACCACCAGCCAGACGGGCGGCGAGCAGCCCGCGGGGGAGGAGCCCGUCCGCAGGAUCAGCCAGGAGGUCCGCUUCCAGAUCUCCACAGAGGAGUCCUCCUUCAGCCCUACACGGCCUGGUGCGCAGAAGCCCCUGAAACCAGCACUGAAGAGACCUUCUGUAGUGGACCGGGUCACUGUGGAGUCCCCCACCAGCCCGCAGGACAGCACUGGCAUCGCUUUAAAGAGCCUCUUCUGUGCCAACCCUGACGCCGAGGCUGUGGAGAGCAACGAUGGCUCAGUGGCUCCUGAGAGCAGGAAGCCCAAGCGAGUGAGGAUAUCCGUCGUGGAUGAUGGAGAUGUGGAUGAUGACAUGACCACCAGAGAAAUUGUAGAGUGGGAAGAGCAACAGCUGGAGGAGCAGGUCAACUUUAAUAACUGCAAGAUCGACCCCGCCCCCUUCCAGCUGGUGGAGCGAACAUCACUGCACAAAACGCACACCAUCUUCUCCCUGUUGGGCCUGGACCACGCCUACGUCACCAGCAUCGGACGGCUAAUUGGAGUAGUGUCUCUGAAGGAGGUGAGGAAGGCUAUCGAGGGCUCGGUGACGGUGAAGGGGGUGAAAGUGAGACCCCCGCUGGCCAGUUUCCGUGACAGCGGGACCAGCAGCAGCGAGAGCGAGGCCACGGAGCUGCACAAGCUGUGGGACCGGCACCGGAGCCUGUCCCUGCCGCGCGAGCGCCUGCCCUCCGAAUCGGACGAGAAGUCGCAAUGA
Conger conger (European conger) is the source of this 2907-nucleotide messenger RNA. Its product is annotated as chloride channel protein 2-like. Gene Ontology annotation, molecular function: voltage-gated chloride channel activity. The record is from RefSeq and is a predicted model, not a curated record. Gene Ontology annotation, biological process: transmembrane transport; chloride transport. Bases 145 to 2907 code for a protein of 920 amino acids. Gene Ontology annotation, cellular component: membrane. The transcript is spliced from 25 exons. Lineage: Eukaryota; Metazoa; Chordata; Actinopteri; Anguilliformes; Congridae.